AGGUAAUAUUCUAUAAUGGACGAUGAAAAUGAGCUAUUGGGACCUCCAGAUGACCCAGAAAUCGAGAAAAAUCGAAUUUUAUCGAUUUUCGGCAAGAUUUUAUCGAAUGAGCCGGUGCAGCAGCUUACAGCGAUAGAUGUGCAAAAUGUUGAGCUUGCGAUUGAAAAGAUCCAGCUUCAUUUUUCCCGUCAAACUGCACUAACCGAAGAGGACAUUCUAAACGUCAAAAAUUUGAAUUUUUUCUCGCCGAGACCUCAAGAAUCCAUUGAAACUGUUCCCGGAACCUCAAAUUUACGAAUUGAUGAGCCAGAGGAGCUCGAGGAGCUCGACUACAACGAAUCACUGUCAGAUUGGUCGGAAUCUCAAAAAAGUGCGGAAGAAGUGGCCGAAGAAGAUCUGAAUUUCGUUGAAAAUGGCUUAAACGACGUGAAAAUCGAGUCAGAAAUCGAAGAAACCGCAUAUUUUCCGGCAAUUCCACCGGAAACCGCCGCAAAUGCGUGGGAAAUUCUCAAAAAUUUGCAAAUUUCAAAGGAAAAAGCAAUCAAAACCGAGGAGGAUAUUAUUUAUUUAUCAUCAGAUUCGGAAUCUGAAGAUGCUGAAAGAGACGAUUUUCUGCAAAAAUCCAAUGUUUCCCAGGCGAAUUUCAUAAAACAUUUAUCCAAGGAUCGAGCUCACCUAAAAAUGAAGAAAUUGUCGAAAAUGCCCGUGGAUUCUGCAAAACUUGACUUAACCUACCCACUUGGAGUGACUUUUGACACGAAAUCUGACUCAUGGUACAUCACAAAUCAACCAUAUUUCUGUGAAGGUGAUGGAGGAUUUAAGGGAGAAUCGAAAAUUGUGAAGAUUUACGCUGGAUGCGAUAAGAAAAUUGCGAAAUUUGAGGAUAUCAAGGAUUCGAGAAUUCAAAAUCCAUCGGCGAUUACUGUUUAUAAGGAAGGAUCACAAAUAGCUGUACUCUGCUCGGAAAAUUCAAAACGUCGUCCAUCGAUUCGUCUCAUAGAUCUCAAAAAUUCGCACAAAGCAAGCAGCACAUUCUGCUCGUAUAAAGACCGAAAAAUCGAUUUUUCUCAUCCGGCACGCGGUUUGGCUCGAACUAUUGGAGGAAAUCUUAUAACAAUGGAUCGACCGCCAGAAGAAGAUCCACGACUUCGCGUUUUUCGGGUUGACGAUCGCCGAAAAACGGUUUCCGAUGAGACUUUUGUUCUCUCGGGAACCUCUUUGCCGAGCUUUAUCGCCACAUCUGGUGAUACUGUAGUGAUUACUGAUUUGGGUAAUACACAGAAAGUUAUUCUUAUACGACUUGACGAUUCAAAAUGGAAAGAUGUGAAGUUUGAGAUUAUUCGAGUCAUUUCAGCGACUGGAAUCAAUUUGUCAGCCGAGCACAUUCUCAACACUCAAUAUUUUACCUACGUCGCCGGAGCACAAAUUGAUCAGAAUGGAAAUGUCAUUAUUGCAGACGCGAAGAAUCAUCAUUUCAAGCUUUUCGAGCCGUCGUUGGGCUUCAUACACCGCGUUUCCACGGAUUUCCCUGUUCCAUACGUUUCCUCGUUUCAUUUCAAUCACCGCGGAGAGUGUCUGAUUCUAUCGAUACGAGAUACACAGAAGGUUCACUUUGCUCGGCUCUCUUCCACAAACCGCCUGGAGCCACACAUCAAAUCUGGAGCCGGAAAACGUCAAGGAGUCACAAAUCCGCUCAGCUCCAAGCGGCUUAGGAUCUCGGAUUGAUUUUUAAGCUGAAAAUUGGCUGAAAAAACUGCAUUUUCCUGCAUUUUUAUCCAUAAUUUUACCCAUAUUUAACCCACGUGUUAUCCCAUUUUAUCUCCUGAAAUUCACUUUAAUCUUCAAAAAAAAAGUAUCUCUCCCCAUACCCCCUGCCUUGCCAUUUAAUACAUUAAUUUUCCUGAAAUUUUUCAUAAAAUCUCAAUUUUUUUUUCAGAAAACUAGCCUAAUUUUCCUUUUUCCCCCCCUAAAAAAUUUGCUAUUUUACCCGAUUUUUUUUUCGGAAAAAUUUUCCAAAAAAUUCACAUAAAUUUCUAAUUUUUUCUGGAAAAUUCGGAAUUUUUUUUUUGAAAACACGAAAACUUCCGAUUUUUUCCUGAAAAGUUUGAGAAUUUUUCGAGUUUUUUGAAAAUUCGCGGAUUUUUCAAAAAUUUCCUGAAAAACUCAAAAUUUUUCGAUUUUUUUUUUCUAAAAAGUGUCAAGAAUCUCUAAUUUUUCCGGAAAAAAUCUGAAUUUUUAUAGCAAAUUUUUCAAAAAUUUACCGCCUGAUUUUGUCGUCGUUCCCACAUAUCUAAAUUCCCUGAAUUCCACUUUCAAAACCGAUUUUUUUUUCGAAUCUUUCACCGUAUUUUAACCUAAAGUUUUAUCUCUGGAAUCUCAUGUGCCUUUAAUAUUUUUUCUUCUGUUUUCUUUUUUUUUUUUGAAUUUUUUCGAAUAAAAUGUCCGAAAAAAAA
Messenger RNA from Caenorhabditis elegans, 2453 nucleotides. RefSeq names its product RING-type domain-containing protein (gene Y73B3A.4). The transcript is spliced from 7 exons. Bases 16 to 1725 code for a protein of 569 amino acids. The record is from RefSeq and is marked reviewed. NCBI's taxonomy places the organism in Eukaryota, Metazoa, Nematoda, Chromadorea, Rhabditida, Rhabditidae.